AUGAAAGUUGACUACGGCGUCCGUGCGUUGGUCGAGUUGGCCAUGCACUACGGCGAUGUCCCGGUGCAGACCGCGACCAUCGCCUACCGGCAGGGUAUUCCAGAGCCGUAUCUGGAACGCCUGAUGUCCACAUUGAACAAGAGUGGAUUCGUCCACAGUCGCCGCGGGCCCCAAGGCGGGCACCUGCUCGCACGCAUCCCCUCUGACAUCAACCUGUAUGACAUCAUGCAGGAGCUGGACGGCAACGCUUCACCACUGGAUUGCCUGACGCUCCCCACCGAUUGCAUGUUUGCCGAUUCAUGCGCCCAGAAAGAAAUCUGGCAAUCUGUUGAGGACUCCAUCCAGCAGGUGCUGGAAGCCACCACGCUGAGCCACCUCGCGGAGCGCCAAAGCGCCCUCAUCGACGCAGCAGACCGGAGGGAAGCAUUGCAGCCCGCCGAACCGCCGGUUCCCGUUUAG
This is a messenger RNA of Geodia barretti, 459 nucleotides long. The record is from the annotation of a GenBank genome assembly. Lineage: Eukaryota; Metazoa; Porifera; Demospongiae; Tetractinellida; Geodiidae.